AUGAGCGCAUUCCUUAGUCGCGCUGCCCUGGCAAGAAAUUCCUCCGCCUGCAUUCGCUCAUCCGCCCUCGCUCGCUUCACCUCUGCCUCCCCAAGGACACGUCUUGCAUCCAAUGGAACCCGCCAGCAGAUUCGUGCCAGAUUCUAUUCCUCCGAGAAGCAGACUCCCCCACCUUCCAACAAGAACAACAACAAUAACAACAACAACGACAAGAGCCCUACCCCUCAGUCAUUCGAGGCAUAUCUGACCAACCUGCUGCGCGAUGUCAUGAAAAAGACAGAGGGAAGCAAAGGUCAGGCUCCCAAGAACAAUGGCCAAGGCGGAAACCGCAACACUAACAACAACAAUAACAACAGCAACAACAACAACAACAGCAACAACAAUUCCCGCAAACCCACACCGGCACCUGAGGGCGGAAACAACAAUAACAAUAACCAACACUUCUACAGUAUGACACUCAACCCUGGCACAGUCUUGCCCUUGGCCUUCACUACCUAUGUCCUCUAUAAGGCCAUGUCACCCUCGGACAACACCCGAGAGAUCACCUGGCAGGAUUUCCGGUCGACCUUCUUGGACCGCGGAUUGGUCGAUCGCCUCGUUGUCCUGAACAAGAACAGAGUCAAGGUCUUCUUGAGGAACGACGGACAGGCAGGCUCCAUCCCUGGAACAUUAGGUCAGCCCUACGGAACGACAUACACCUUCUCAAUUGGUUCGGUCGAGGCUUUCGAACGCAAGCUCGACGAGGCCCAGUCGGAACUCGGCAUCCCAGGAUCGGAACGUAUCCCCGUCUCGUUUAGAGACGAGGUCAGCGUUCUCGGAACCUUGAUCCACUUUGCACCCACCCUGAUCUUGGUUGGAGUGUUGGUCUUCAUGGCCAAGAAGGGCGGCGGAGGCGCUGGACAAGGUAUCUUUGGAGUGGGCAAGUCAAAGGCAAAGCUGUUUAAUCAGGAGACAGAUAUCGCCGUCAAGUUCAAGGAUGUCGCAGGAAUGGACGAGGCUAAGCUUGAGAUCAUGGAAUUUGUCAAGUUCUUGAAGAACCCGGCGGCUUAUGAAAAGUUGGGUGCCAAGAUCCCCAAAGGUGCCAUCCUUAGCGGACCUCCUGGUACCGGAAAGACCUUGCUGGCCAAGGCGACUGCUGGAGAGGCAGGAGUCCCAUUCUUGAGCGUCUCGGGAUCCGAGUUUGUGGAGAUGUUUGUUGGAGUUGGAGCUUCGCGCGUCCGGGAUCUCUUUGCCAGCGCUAAGAAGCAUUCGCCUUGCAUCAUCUUUGUUGACGAGAUUGAUGCCAUCGGAAAGGCUCGUGGCAAGGGAGGUCAGUUCGGAGGUAACGAUGAGCGUGAGAGUACGCUGAACCAGCUGCUGGUCGAGAUGGACGGAUUCGGUUCGAGUGAGCAUAUUGUCGUGUUGGCAGGAACCAACCGACCGGACGUUCUGGACGAUGCCUUGAUGCGACCUGGGCGUUUUGACCGACACAUUGCCAUUGACCGCCCCGACAUCAAAGGACGUAACGACAUUUUCCAAGUCCAUCUUCGUCCUAUCAAAACUGAGGAGGAUCUUGCGAAGUUGGGCCAGAAGCUGGCAGCAUUGACCCCGGGAUUCUCUGGAGCAGAUAUUCACAACGUCUGUAACGAGGCUGCUCUGAUUGCUGCUAGACACAACAAAGAGACGGUCGUUGAGGCUGACUUUGAGGCAGCCAUCGAGCGUGUAAUUGUCGGUCUGGAGAAGAAGUCCAAGGUCUUGUCGCCCGAGGAGAAGAAGACAGUUGCGUAUCAUGAGGCAGGACAUGCUGUUGCUGGAUGGUACUUGGAGCACGCCGAUCCUCUUUUGAAGGUGUCUAUUAUCCCUCGUGGCGUCGGCGCUCUUGGAUAUGCCCAGUACUUGCCUAAGGACCAGUACCUGUACUCAACCCAUCAACUCAUGGACCGCAUGUGCAUGACUCUCGGAGGCCGUGUCUCUGAGCACAUCUUUUUCGGAACUAUUACCACCGGUGCCCAGGACGAUCUCCAAAAGGUCACUAAGAUGGCAUACGCCCAAGUGGCCACAUACGGAAUGGACGAUGAGUUGGGACCAUUGUCGUACGGCAAUCAAGACGACAAGGAUCAGUUCACAAAGCCUUACAGUGAAAAGACCGGACAGAUCAUUGACAACCAGGCACGGUCGUUAAUUGGCAAGGCGUUCCGCAAGACGACCGACUUGUUGACGGAGAAGCGUGCUGAUGUGGAGAAGGUGGCCAAGUUGUUGAUGGAGAAGGAAGUUCUGAACCGUGCUGACAUGGAGCGCCUUCUGGGCAAGCGUCCUUUCCAGGACAAGCUGCAUGAGUUGCUGGGUACUGAGGUUACCCCUCAGGAUGAAAAGUACAUUAAUCCUUCGGAUGCCUCUUCGCCCACUAUUUCUCCUAACACACCCGCCUUGUAA
This is a messenger RNA of Linnemannia hyalina, 2412 nucleotides long. The record is from the annotation of a GenBank genome assembly. Lineage: Eukaryota; Fungi; Mortierellomycota; Mortierellomycetes; Mortierellales; Mortierellaceae.